Messenger RNA from Aplysia californica (California sea hare), 7359 nucleotides. Its product is annotated as F-box only protein 33. Gene Ontology annotation, cellular component: SCF ubiquitin ligase complex. Gene Ontology annotation, biological process: SCF-dependent proteasomal ubiquitin-dependent protein catabolic process; positive regulation of protein ubiquitination. The coding region runs from base 31 to 1383 and encodes 450 amino acids. The record is from RefSeq and is a predicted model, not a curated record. NCBI's taxonomy places the organism in Eukaryota, Metazoa, Mollusca, Gastropoda, Aplysiida, Aplysiidae. The transcript has 4 exons. Gene Ontology annotation, molecular function: protein binding.
UCACGUGAUGUUUACGUCAGAAAUGUAGAAAUGGCAGCUGGGGGCGACUGGGCAUCUUUGCCCAGUGUUGUCCUUGAGGAGAUAUUUUCGAUGCUCUUGCCCAAAGACAGAAUAAAUGCAUCCUCAAGUUGUCGCAGAUGGAGAGAAUACUUGUUCCUUCCCCAGUUUUGGACGGUUAUAUCAUUCAACCUGAAUUACAGGGGUCGCCUGAGGACCAAGUUCUUGUCAUCCAAAUGCGCGAAAUUCGCAAAGGAGGCAACGGUCGAAUUUAAUUCCACUCGAGGUUCACAAGUAUGGGAUUGUUCCAGGCUUUUGGAGCUCCUUUCGAGAAAUCGACAUUUAGAGUGUAUUUCAUUGCGGCCGUCAAAUUGUUACUUUGAUGGUGGGAGCGAGAGCCUACAGAGCUUUCUCGAAUCACUUCAGUUGCUCAUAAAAAGGAACAAACGACUUCUCCAUUUGUCCUUGGGAUGCACAGAGAUUCUUCUUCACAAUUCUCAAGAACUUUUUAAUCUCUUGGUCAAAUACCAUGCCCCCUAUCUUCAGUCUCUGCAUCUUGCCACUGUGAAAGAGGACACCAGCUCAUACGAUGUCCCUUAUAUCGGAAUAGACAAUUUUGCAGCUUUUGCGAAUUUGAGAGCCCUAAGCAUUGACUAUGAUUUCGUCACGCCAAAGUUUCUUGCAGUGCUGGCACAUCGUGAUCGAGGUGCCCCGCCUUUGCACUCGUUAUGUCUGCACAUUCACAGAGUCAAUCAAAGACAACCAACAGACAGCAUGUGGAAAGAAGUGUUGUCAGCAAACCUGAACAUGGAGCUCACUCUGAAUUUGGUUCAUUCUGUCGAUGGCCUUCAAGCUCUGCUAGAUGUGCUGAAACCCUCCAUGCCCCUGACUCACUAUCGACAGUACUUUUGUGGGGAUGUCAACGUGGCUUCGCUGAACAUGAUGAGCAGCCUAUAUUAUUCCACUCUCAGCUCCCUCACCAUUGUGGAGGCCAUCAAUCACCAGCCUAUCAACUACACAGUGAAUGACACAGAAGAUCCUUUCGUAAUGCUGGCAUGGCGGUGUACAAGGCUUCAGUCUCUGAAGCUGAUUGGUAUGUCUCUGGAUCAGAAGGAUUUGGUGGCCAUUGCCCGGCUGAGAUCUGGUUUGCAGCAGUUGACAGUACCAUCCUGCUGUGUGUUUUGGAAUGAGGAAGAUGAGGACUACUAUGAUGAAGACGAUGCACUGGUGGAUCUUGAGUACAAAAUUUCAGAAAGUCUUGGCAGACCAUGGCAACCUUUGUCAGAAUUCCUCAUCCCUCCAGCCGUCUUCUAUCAUGAUGCUGAUGCGGACAGUGCCUACAUGCCAGAGCUGCUGAAGGACCAGGAGUGGCAGCGGAAAUCCUAGUCUUGUGAUAUUCCACUCAGCCACUGUCGACAAAGACAGAUGUUAUACUAAACUGAUCCAUGCCGACAAUGACAAACGGGACAGUGUGCAAAUUUGUGCUGAAAUCGCACAUGUAAGGAAACUUGCACUUCAUGUUGAAUCCAUCAUUCCAUGCAUUAAAUAGUUGAUGGCUAAGUGUUUCAUAAUGAUGAGAAGUUGAGUGAAAAAAUUUAAGGUUUGGAAGGAAGUAAGCAGUCAAUUGUAUUUAUGGGAGAGACAAAAUUUGAAAGCCAACUGGUAUGUUAGCACCAUGAAGUGCAUGGCAAAGUUAACUGUGACUGAAAGUGUUUGAGAGUGGGGGGAAAAAAGCAUCUGUAUGAGGUGUCAUAAACGUCUGAUGGUUACAGAGUACCAACGUGAAGUAUGUUUUACAUCUUGAGCAACGAGGUGUUAUUUUAUUUCUUAUUUGGAUGUUCAGACUAAAGAAUGCACCCUCCUUCGACAUAUUUUGUUAUCUCAGUCCCAGAACAAAGUACAUUCUCCCCAGUGUUAUCUGCUACGAGGGGACACUGGGGGUUUUCAUAUACCUCUCCAUGAAAGACAGCAAUUCCACCUAACCUCAAAUGUUACACAAUGUAUCUUGUGGCGUAUGAUGAUGUGCAAAGGUAUAUAUAUUAUGGAGUCUAAUGAUAAAUGUAUCUCAAUACUCGAAGAUGCUGGUUUCCAAAUUCUUCUUUUGUGAAGAGUGGGAUUAAUACUGAAAAUGUUUUGUAAAUCUGGUCUGCUCAAAAGUGAACUUGGGUUUGCUGGUCUCUCAUGAACUAAAUCAUUUCGAAGUUGAAAGUCAUUUUGAACAUUUUUUUUGCUUUAAUUUAUAUAAGCUUUCAUAGCCCAUUUACAUAUCCACCGCUGAAAUUCAAGAGCUGUCAGGAAAAGUGAUACAGUGUAAUGUUCAAGUGAUUUCCUGUUUUUCUACAAAAACACGUUUAUUAUACAAACUGCUGUGGAAUGCUAAAUAAUUAGUUUCAUGCUUUGAGAAUCUUUUUAAUCUAUACCCAACAGUCAUUUUUUGUGUUUAUUUUGCUUUGAAUACCCUAAGUGGCAGCUUGCCUUAAAUUAGAAAUGAGGUGAAAAUUGUGGCAUUUAUUGCUUUUUUCAAUUACAAUCUUUUUGCCUUUAUCUAAUAUUUCUACGCAUUCAUUCAAUUAUCUCUUUAAAAUAAUGUUUUUCGCUCAAUGACAGUGAAUUUUAUAUAGCGCUACAUUUCCUGUCUUCGUUACCAGCAAAACGGAUUUACUAGCAAGGCCUUGAAUAAUACAAAGGAUCUGUGACUUUCAAGAUAAAUUAAGGCAAAUAGUGUUCAGAGUGUUACGAAAGAACUCAAUAUGAUCUCAGUACAACUUUUUAUGAGAUGUUUACCAAGUGCAGUAAAUGUUAAAUUACAGAUUACAUGAAUAACUUUGUAAUUCAGGUUCUUGAAAAAGAAAAACAAGUUUUUUGUUCUCACAGCCCAAAUACACCACACUAAUAUUCUCUUUGAAUGCCUGUACAAGACCAGAUUACCAUGAGAAAUAAUCAUUCAUGAGGUCUUUAAUAUUUUCUUUUGUUAUGCAGAUCAUCUGUUUUCGUUAAGAAAAUAACUACAAUAUUCAUACCUAUUUUUACUACCUGCGUGCUUGUGAUAUUGAAAAGUUUUCCAAGUCAGAGUACCCCUUGUUAGUGAAACAAAAUCUUACUUAGUUCUGCUUUGAAGCCCUGUCUCAAUCCGUCUGUGUGUCUGCCUCCUCUGUACUUCUUUCCAGCAUUCUCGUGUGUACUAGUUCAUGCCUUUAAUCUAGGUCCAUUUUGUACGUUAGGUUCUCCUCCUUGUAUGUCGGUAUAUUUGAUGAAAUAGGGUUGCUUUGAUUUCCCCCAUUUGGUGUGGGUGGGGAGUGAGAUAGGGUGGAUCAAUUUAACUGUUUGGGAAUUUUUCUCAAAAGGGUGGAUAAAGUUUCAGUUCAGUUUAUAUGAGGCUGCUUUUGCCCAGUUCCACUCAAAUCUCUGUUACGUUUUUUUUCUCCACUGAGGGAGGUGCUGUGAGCUCUGUUGAUAUCAUCGAUCUUAACAAUAUGCUCAAGUGUGGUUCAGAUCCUGAUAGGAAAUUAGAAGGCUGAGAGUGUCCUAGGACGAAGAGUAUUUUAUUUUUUUGUCAAAACUCUCGUGGCCCAAUCUUGCUGGAAGCACAAGUUCACAUCAAAGGUCAAGACCUCGUAAAUGAUCCACAAUAUCGAAACCCAUGCUAUUUCCUCUGCUCAUUGUUACUGUCUGUAUUUCACUUUUAUUUUAUUUUCCUGUCCUUUGCUGUUCCUCCCCUUGUUCUUCUCCGUGAUGCCGCACUGACAUCAUAUGUAUGUGGCAUUCUCCACCUGGAAUUGAUGAUCUCUCAAGAUGAAACUUACAGUUCUUAGGGAAGUUGGAAAAUGUGAUUUUUUUUUUUUUUCCUUCUUCUUUAUGUUGAGUAUUCCAUUGUGGAAGGUGAGGUUUGAUGGAGUUAGAUUGUUUUGGGUUGUUUUUUUCAGGUUGUUUUAUUCUGUGUGUAUAAACUAUCAAUGCAUUCUUGUAAUGUUUGCCUUAGUCUCUUUUCAUCCUUAUAAUGCUUCUGUAGAUAGGUAUUACUUAAACCUUCCACACAAGAAGUAAAUAUAGAUCUCUGUAAAACACCUUUUCAUGUAUUAAGCAGUAUCGUGAUUGUUGUAGACUUUUUGAUCAUUUUGAACAUUGGUUGAUUAGAUUUGUGAUACCUCGUUAGAUUUAUAUUGCUGAUGGUAUGCAGUGGGGGAGUUAUGGAUGUGAUCAGUUACAAAAAUAAUUAUGAGCUAGUACAUCCAAGGUCUAUCAGCAAUUGCACUGACAUAUAAAUGAUAUUAUUCAUCCCUCGAUUUUCCUUAUGCUUUGGACAAUUUAUAAAUUUUAUCCAAUACUUUUUAAUUGAAUUCAGAGCAUGUUUUUUAGUUUUAUUAGAGGAUUUUUUGUGUGGCUGUAGAUGACUGCUUAUUGAAAUUUUUAGCACAGUAGUGCAGACAUGCAUUUAGUAGGCAGUACCCAAAGAUGUAUUUCUCUAGCAGAAUCUGUGUAUGACUCGUACUAUUAGGAAAUAAGACAAGGGGCUAAAAGUAAGCUAAGACCAAAAAAAUGGAUAGUUGUCUUUUGAUUUUUUUUGGUCAAAUGUGGGUUAUUUUCAUUCUUCAUAAGAUUUUUCAUGAUCGAGUAAAAUAUGAAAUGUUCCUCGUCUUUUGCCUUAUGUUCAAAUGGAGUCAACUUCUGCACUGACGUGACAGUAAAACCACAGAGAUUUAUAGGAUGAAGCACAUUAAACUAAAAGUUUCCCUUCAGGGAACAGUCAUUUAUCAAUUGAGAAUGUUAAUCAUAUUAUGCUGAUAUCAUCUUUAUUAUUUGCUUUUUUUUCAUGCAAGUUUGUUUUUUUUUAAUCUGUGAAUUUGACUCAAAAAUAUGUGUUAAAGUUAAAGGUUGAAAAGUGCCACAUUCAGAUUAACAUAUGGCAGAUGGAUGUAACAUUCAUCCUUGUGUAUAAUUCAGAACUUUUCUGGAUCUUCUAAAAUAAUCAUUAGCUGCAUACUUAGAGACCAACUUUUUUUAAAAAGUGAACCCAUUUUUUUAGAAAUUCUCCAACUGCAAUAUGCGCAUGAUUUCCUACAUGCAAAGAAAAUGAAAGUUUAAAGAGCAUUUUUCUCCCACCGAUUCAUGCAGCAAAACUAUGUCAUGUUUCCACUAACUUCUAAACAUAAAAUCGGCCUUCAUGAUGAUUUGUGAAUAUUCAAGUUUCCCUUUUUUUGGCGUCGAGUCAUUUCUUAAUAUAUAUUUGUCUCAUUUCAUGUACUUGAAGUUUCUUAAACUGGACAUUUAGGACUAUCUGCUUUCUGCAUGAUGUUUAUAUUAUAUAUAUAGAAAAUAGAAAUUUUCUGAUCCAAGGAACAUCUCAUUGAUAAAUCCAAGUUGAAUGAAUGCUUCUAUAUUAAGCUCAAUGCUGACUCACCUAUUUGGCCAAGAAAGCCUCAUAUAUGUGUGUUUUAAUUUGUUUUUCAACUGUCAUGAAUUUUUUGAUUCACUGUACAUGUAUUAAGGUGUCAAAAUUUGGGGGCUUUUUUUUCCCUCAUAGCUUUAGGCCUUUGUAAUUAGACAAGUAUUCGGAAUGAAACAAACCAUCUUUCCCUGACUUGAGAGGAAUUCAGCCAGCGUCUGCAAUCUUGAGUGGAAAUAUCAAUGUGGGAUGCACAAGAAAUUCUUACUGGACAUAAGUCUCAUCAUAGUUAUCCCCAAAUACUGGUGACAGGAAAUGAUUAAGUGUCCAUGCCAGUUUUUUUUUCCUGUGAAUGGCUUCUGGCUGCAGUAAAUACUUUUUUUGGAAGAGGGCAUGGGUAUUUAGAUAUAAAUAUAUGUAAGUCCAUGUAGAGUAGUGCUAAACCGCUAGUAAAAUAAGUAGAACUUGUAAGUAAGUAAAAGUGAUAUUAUUGUGUUCAUUAUUCCAUACAAUAUUUUGUUAUCAUUCUCAAGCUGCCAUUGUUACUUCAUCUGCCCAUUGCCUGUGACAUUUACGGUCACCAAGAGAAUUCACAGAGAUAUACUUGUAUGACACUCCAGACUUGCUCCGAUCUGUUACUUUGAUGAUGACAAAACCCUCCGAUUCAUUUCAAAGGGUUUACAGUUGAGUUAAAAAAUUUUCGUUGUUAUUUUAUUCACCUCACUCGACCUUAUUGAUUGUGUACCAACACACAUUUGGCAAGCUUUUUUGACUGUGAUAAACAAAACAUAUUUCAUGACUUUUUUUCACCCAUGGAAGUUGUAAAGUCUGUGAUUUCCUCACAAGGAACUUGAGAGAAACUGUCAUUAUGCAUCAAAAAAACAUGCGAACUUGACAGAGUUCCAUCAGUUCAUACCACAUUCUAAAUGCAUGUACAGAACUAGACCAAAUUGAUGUGGGAACUAGCUCUGCUUCGACUUUUUAUUUAUGAAGAAGAACAUAUACAUUUUAUGUCCUGACUACAGAGUCAUUGGAACUCUACAAAGAGGAAUCAGAUCUCAUCCAUGUAAAACAUUUAUUGAUAUUUGUAUGACGAAAGGGCAAAGAUUUUCCUGCGCUGGGCUAGUGAUAAUCUGAGAGCUAUCUGUUGCUACCACAGUGCGAGUUACUUCUGUGUGUACCCAGGUCUCUGCAUUUUCGUACUUGGUGCUUGGCUAGGCUGCAGGUUCAUGAAUUCUGCAUUCUUCUUUAAAGUGGCUGGAUUUGAGACAAAGGGAAAAAACUUUACUGCCAGUCAGCCUCUUUUUUUUUAUUUUUGAAAACUCUCUUACAUAUUAAAUAAAGCAUUGCAACAUGUGUAUGAUAAUCAAUUCUACCCAUCCUAUGCUAGCAAUACAAGAGCUCGCAUAUUUCCAUCAGACAUCCCAAAGAUAAAGUCAACGAUGCGGACGUAUGUUCCCGACACUGCUCUAAAACUAUACAAGGAAAAGAAAAGAGUACUGUAGCAGUUACAGCUGGGCACAAAAACACCACCCCUGCUCGACUGUACUUUUUUCAAGUACCUAUAGUAAGAAGAUAUAUCGGGUAUUUCUAUUCUCUUGUCAGCUGUGAUAUCUGCAUACUGUUUUGAAACUUUAAACUGUGAUAUGCUUGAAAAUGGAAGCUUGUGAUUGUAAUUUCAAUACUGCUGAAAAUUUUCAGAACAACUUUUCCAGUCAUUUUCGGAGGACUGUAGUGAGUAUUGCACAACAUCAUAGGGCUAGAAAGAUUGACCAUCAGUAUAUUUCUCUUCUUUCAAAGAUCUACAUCUAUAAGAGAUUGUAUUUGGUUCUCUUGAUACAGAUUUUAGGGAUUAGAUAUAACGAGCAAUGGUAUGUUGCACAGCUGACCUAUGGUGUUAUAUACAUAUAUAUAUAUAUUUGGAUCCAAUUUCGAGAAAUAAAGCAUCGUUUGCAUAUGCUGCGAAUAAAGAAACAUGA